AUGGAUUCCAGCCCUAAUCAAAGUGGAAAUCAAAGCGGGAAUAAUUCCCGAAACGCUGGUCGGAAAGAAUCAAUUAAAAAUAAAUUACAACAUUUUCUAGGUAUCAGGCAAACUACCAAUGUUGCAAGGGAAAAUAGCCAAUCUGCAAAGAGUCCACCCUUAGAAACGAUAGUUUGCUCUGUCAGUGUAUUAAAGGAUAUCGGUCCUGAAUCAUCCAUUACUCAACGUAUCAAAGCCUUACGUGAUUUACAAAAAGUAAUUCAAAAGCACAAGAUAGAAAAGUUUGGAAUUGAAGCAAUAUGGGAAGCUAUGAAGGACAUUAUUUUAACUAAGAAUUUCUCUAUUGAAAAUCGCCAGGAAGCAUUACUGUUUGUCAACUAUUUAAUCUUAAGUCAGAGAGAUCAAUUGGAAAUCCUUCGACUGUAUUUCUUUAGAUUUAUCAAAGAAAAAUUAACGGAUAGUAUGGAUAUGCCAUAUCGGCUUGAGAUGUUAAAAGCUUUAACAAAUUGUGGAAAAGAUGUUAGCUACUUUCAAGAAGAGAUAGGCCCUUUCUUGUGUAUACUAACUAAGGAUAUUAUAUCACUUGGAAAAGCGCAUAAUUUCUUACAAUUUGUCGCUAAUAUUUUCCGGUUCAAUUCCUGCUGUCUCGAUGAUAAUGAAGUAGAAAAUAUAUUAAGCCAAAUAUGUUAUCUUUGUCGAUUAACUGAAAAUCCCGUCAAUUUGAAGGAGGGACUGAAUGUCUUGGAUGCAGUUAUUCGUUAUAGCAGUGUCCCUAGUAAUGCCUUAGAAGACUUAGUCGCCGUCUUAUGUCGUGUGGUAAAUUUAAAAGAUUUUGCAAAUUCAAGUUGGCAAAUUAUGAGAAACUUAAUUGGUUCUCAUCUGGGUCAUAGCAGCAUUUAUACUAUGUGCUGUGUAUUACAAAACAGUGACAACUAUCAAGACAUAAACUUACUACGAGGUGCAGUAUCAUUCAUUGGUAUUUGUUUAUGGGGUCAGCGCAGUGUUGAAGCCAUGAAAUAUUCUUCUACAUCUGUUCUUCCGUCGUUUUUACAAGUUCUUAAUUGUAAUCAGCCUAUUGUUGCGUAUGAAAUUGCGAUAUCAAUUCAACGUUUGAUCAAGAAAUAUAGCAGCAACUUACAAGUUGUUACGUGGGAUAUUUUAUUAGAUAUCAUUGAAUCUUUAGUUCGUUAUUGUCAAGAUUCGCAAUUGUCUGAUGAACGAUUAACGGCGGUGACUCAUGACAUUUUAACACAUAUUGAGCAGAUCUAUGAGUCCAAUAGUUACAAUGGCCCAACUAAAAAGUUAUUUGCGAUAUUGGAAGCCAACUCUGAUACUCGACCUACAAGUAGUGUUUUAGUUCAAAUUUCUUACCAUUCUCAAUAUCUUCACCCUACUACCGAUAACUGGUUAGGUAAAUUAGCUGCUAUGAUGGACAAAUAUUUUAAAUUUGAUGUUCGGACUGAAGUUCGUUGUAAAAUGCUUAGUGUGCUAUUUGAUAUUUACCGUAUGCAUCAAUCUAUUUACGAAGAAGAAAUUAUUGGAGACAUUGUUGGCCCGUGCUUGUUGCAAUGCGUUAUUGACGAAAGAGAUCAUGGGGUUCGUGUAGUAGUGAUCAACUUUUUGAUUGAUAUCAUAGUUAAUUCGAAUGCUCGCAUAAGAUCAGAUGUUAUCAAUACUAUGGAAUGUAUAGUCUGCACGUACCUCCGUAUCGAUACAAGCGCUGUGGUGGAGGAUGGGGAGAUGUUGCUACAGGAUGUCAAUCUUGCUAUCGUUGGUCUAAUUGAUGCUUUUAAAGAAUUAUUUCUCAGACAACCUCCGGAAUUUGCACAAAAGAUAUAUAACAUCCUAUUAGAUCACUUACUGCUGCAUUAUCAACGGAAAUUUAAUGGACUAACUGCUUGUCAGUUGCGUUGUACUGUGUUUAAAUGGCUAUUGCAGUUGCGUAUAAACCAUCGUGGAAGUGUGGGUGUCAUGAAAACGGUCGAAGGUAGAGAUAUUGUUCAAUUUAGUCCCUAUUUACUAUUUCAAGUAGAUGAAAACAUAGAUAGGGAAGAAGUCAUAGACGCGACCCAAGCAGAUCAUCGGUAUGAAUUGUGGAAAGUGGCAAAAAUAUCAUAUGCAAAGGCUACAAAUGCGAUAUUACAUUGUUUAGAAACGGAGCGCGAUUGGGCUGUUUUAAUUAUCGUUUUAAAAAAUAUGGAACAAUUAUUGCAAUAUAAGGAAUUAAUUCUCAGUGGAAAGAACUUAAACUCAAUUUGUAGAUCACUACACUUAAUGAUUAACGAUAAUGAAAUGUUUUUCCGCCGAAUUCAAGGCGUCCCUUAUGGAGUAUCGAUGGAAGAUUUUCGAGCAUGUGUAUCAUGUGUUCUUGAGGUAAUUAUAUGUUACCACGAACGCCUAGAUGUGAGUACGCAAAGCGCACUUGUGAAGUGCUUUGAGAAUGGAUUAGGUCAAAAGAGAGCUGAUUUAUGCGUUAGGUCAUUAACUUUAUGUCUUUUAGAAAUGCCAGAUGUAACAUUGAAACAGGUGCCAGCUUUACUUCGUAUAUUUGCAAGCUUAGAGCAUUCAACAUCAGUUGCUCAAGCUAUUCUAGAAUUUUUCUCCGCUUUAACUACAUGUCGAUACUCCUAUAGUAAUUUAUCGGAAGAUGAUUACAUGAACAUUAUCGCUACUCUGGUCCCCCUUGCUAAUCCAUAUAGCUACGCUCACUUUAUUGCUAUUUUAUCGUAUCAUGUUAUUCUUAAUUGGUUUGCAAAGUGUAAUAUUCAUGUUCGCCAAGCUCUAGCGGGUAACCUUAUGAACGCUUUACAAAUUGAGUGUCACCAACAGUCCACAGAUUCCAGUAGUUCCUCGGUUCGGCGUUCAACAUCUCUUAGGCAGAUGGAUGAUGCCUUAAUAGCCGGUCACAUCUCUCGUGAUAAUAGACCUAGAAGUGUUACGGUUAAUGUAAGUAAUGUUAGUAACACAAUGGUUCCUUUAACUGUCGCCACGGAAAGCUACAAAAACCCUGCAACAAAAGGAAAUUUAUCCGUCAGUAAAGCUAGACAGUUGCAUCAAGAAAUGACUGAAAUCUCUUUAGACUUUAUUUGCCGUGUUACUUUUGCUUCAUAUUCUCCCACUUGUAGCAAAAGAUCGCAAUCUAUGGAGAUGUUAUUACGUGAUGGGUUAUCACAGACUUACAUUAUAAAUGGAUCAGUUGUUACGAUUACAACAUCACGAGCUAGUCCUCAGACUACUGAUAUCUCUACUGCAUCUAAAGAUGAUAAGCAAAGCUUUAUUUCAGAACAAAAUCGUCAACAAGGGACAUCGGAUAUCUCGCCAAGUUCAACUAUAGAUGCAUUCGGAUAUGAAGGUCAAGAUACUGGUUACCGUAAGAACUUAUCUUGUAGUUGUGCAGAAAUUGUAAUACGUCGAGCCACCGGCAAUGUGUCCUGGGUGAUACAAACUAAUAACAAACUAAGUGAGCAGCCCUUUCAUCGGGAACUUAAUGAAAUCCUCUGUGAAAAUGAUAUAUUCACGAUGAAGCGAGGAUCAGGAUUAAAGAAUCGUACAACUGAGCUUCCUGAAUUAACAGAACUUACCAAGGUGAACGAUUUCCGUCAAGGCAGCCAGUCCGAGCGAAGAUUUAACAAAAUUAGAGAAGUAGAGGAGCAUCAAAUUCCAGAUAAGACUACUGAUAUAGAAAAGAAAUUUCAGCAGAUGACUGACCCAAAUGUAUCUAACAAUGCAGCAUCUCGCUUGGGAAGACAAUCCGUAUCGAGUAGUAAUUCAUUCGAUGAUUAUUCCAGUAUCGAUUUAUCUGUUAAAUCAUCGUCAUACGAUCAACUUAGCGGCCGAUUGCAACAGUUGCAACCAGAUUCAGAUAAUCAAAUAUUCUUAGGCGAAUCUUCAAGCGAUCAUAUCUCUGUCAACAUGAUGAAGGAGGAUGUAAAAGGAGAUACUGCCGGUCGAGCAAAAUCAUUGGACAAUGAGCGACCAAACAAAUUACCAGUAGAUGACGCCUGUUUGAAUAAAAGUAGUAUUAUUUUAAAUGAAGACGCUUCAGAGGAAAAUGCUGCUAUCGUUGAAGAAAAUCCCACUUAUACUAAAACCAAAUCAGAGGAUCGGGUUGCAGCUAAAGGAAAUGAUUUAACUUUUACUAUUGAUUUUAAUGUAAUAGCUCAAAUAAGGCAAUCGUUGCGAACUAAGGAGGACUUGCAUAAUGAACUUACACCAAGUUAUGUAUUGUUUCAUAUCCUUCAACUACCUAUCGUUGGAAUGGACUAUUCUAAUAUAACAGUCGUUCCGAAUGUCGAGGUUUUAAAUCGAGCAAUUAAUCAAAUCGAUCGAAUACCACCAUUUAGUACCCAUAAAAUUGGUUUAGUUUAUGUAGAUAAAGGGCAGGAAAAUAAUGAGCAGGCUAUAUUAAAGAAUACUUUUGGAUCCAAAAAUUAUCAAAAUUUUUUGAACGAAUUGUCCGAUUUAAUCGAUUUGCAAAACCCUUCAACUUUACAUAUUUAUACGGGUGGUCUUGAUCGCAGUGGAGCUGAUGGUAAUUUUGCUUGUGCAUGGCAAGACGCCACUACUCAAGUUAUUUUUCAUGUGGCAACACUUAUGCCUAAUAAAGAAACAGAUUCCUCUUGCCGUAGCAAGAAAAUGCACAUCGGAAAUGAUUUUGUUACCAUCGUAUAUGAUGAUUCUGAUGCAGGAUAUCAGUUUGAAACGGUUACGGGUCAAUUUAAUUUUGUUGAAAUAGUUAUCAGAAGUAUUAGUCAUGGAUUAAACACCAUUAUGGUUCAUGUUAAAAACGAAUGCAAAGCAGCAGUGGAGGAAUUUAAUUUACGGCAACAAUUAGUUAUAUCUGAUGCUUCCUUGGCUAAUAUAGUCAGACAAAUGGCUAUUCAGUACAAUAUGUUGGCCACUCUGGUCUACAAUAAUCCCCAAGCAGCUGUUAUGUCGUACACCUUGAAUUGGGUUGAACGCUUGCGAAGAAUCAAAAAAUUAAAUGAUCAAACGGCCGAAAUAGAACGUUCGAAAGUAUCACCUCCUAUGGGCGAUAUUCCACAGCAAGAUAUCGAUGCCAAUGUUACGAAAUCCGUCACCUGUAGCAAAGUUUUACUGGAGACCUUGUCCAAAAAUUCGGUGAUUCGUAAAUGA
This is a messenger RNA of Trichoplax adhaerens, 5136 nucleotides long. RefSeq lists its product as uncharacterized. The coding region runs from base 1 to 5136 and encodes 1711 amino acids. Gene Ontology annotation, cellular component: TSC1-TSC2 complex; cytoplasm; nucleus. Gene Ontology annotation, biological process: regulation of small GTPase mediated signal transduction; positive regulation of GTPase activity; negative regulation of TOR signaling. Lineage: Eukaryota; Metazoa; Placozoa; Uniplacotomia; Trichoplacea; Trichoplacidae. The record is from RefSeq and is a predicted model, not a curated record. The transcript has 22 exons. Gene Ontology annotation, molecular function: GTPase activator activity.